AUGUUGCCCAGCGGCUCGAAUUCAAAUGAUGUGGUGACACAUACACACACCAAUCGAACAGACCAAGUCAUUCUAGCAACGGCCAUCGUUGAGGUCAUGGAUGCAUCUGGAAACUACAGGAUCGGUCGUGCUCUAUUGGAUUCUUGCUCACAGGUGAACUUCAUCUCAGAACAGUUCGCACAAGCACUACGCUUGCCAAAGGUCAAACGGCACAUGCGAAUCUGCAGCGUUGGUGAGUCACACACAUACAUCAAGUUUGGCACUUCGGCCACAAUCAAAUCACGCUUGGAGGAUUUCAAGAUGCCCAUUGAUUUCUGCGUAACGUCACACAUUGCCUAUCAGCCGGAAUCGGACAUCGACACUUCAUCAUGGAACAUACCGAAGAACACACCUUUAGCUGAUGAGAAGUUUCACAAAACUCGUCAUAUCGAUUUACUUAUUGGCGCCGAAACAUUUUUUGAAAUUCUUGCAGUGGGACAAAUCAAAUUGGGUCCCAACCUUCCUAUGCUUCAGAAAACGUUACUUGGAUGGAUUGUGUCUGGACGCUAUAAUGGAGGACAGCAACAGACACACUGCUACUCGCUCUCACAGGAGGAGUCAAUAAACAACAAUUUGGAACGACUCUGGCGUAUCGAAGAUUUGAGUAAACCAAUCGACAAGUUCACACCUGAGCAACUGCAGUGCGAACAAAUGUUUACUCGCUCUGUACGCCAACAAGCAGAUGGUAGAAUUAUUGUUCGGCUACCAUUCAAGGAUGAUCCACGACAUCUAGGAUCUUCAUACGAGUCUGCUAAGCUGAGAUUCGAGUCACUGGAACGGCGCUUAAAUCGCAAUCCCGAGUUAAAGGCAGCAUACAUAGCAUUUCUGCGCGAAUAUGAAGAUUUAAAUCAUAUGAGUUUGGUACACUCACCAAGGCUUGACGAGCCACAUAAUUACAUACCACAUCACUGCGUCUUCAAGCCAAAUAGCACUUCAACGAAGCUCAGAGUUGUCUUCGAUGCCUCAAAUCGAACUUCAUCGCAACAAUCACUCAAUGAUUUGCUAAUGGUUGGACCGACUAUUCAGACUGAUCUAUAUACGCUUCUGCUACGCUUUCGAACGUACAAAUAUGCACUGACUGCAGAUGUUGUGAAAAUGUUCAGGCAAGUAUUGGUGGACUAUCGUGACCGCAAGUUCCAAUCCAUUCUUUGGAGAGAUUCAACAGACAAACCACUACGGACAUAUUCACUAAACACAGUCACUUAUGGUACGGCCUCAGCACCAUAUCUCGCCAUACGCAGUAUGAAAUAUUUGGCUGAUCUACAUAUGCAAACUCACAAAUUGGGAUCACAAGCUAUAAAUUCAUCAUUCUACGUGGAUGACUUUCUUUGUGGGCAUGACACAGCAGAAGGCCUGCAACAACUCAAGGCAGAGGUCAUCGAAGUACUUGGCAAGGGCAAAUUUGAAUUAGCAAAAUGGCAUUCGAAUCAUCCGGACUUUGUCGACGACAGCACGAUCAAAGAUUUGAAUUUAGAAGAUGGCUCAGUUACUAGCACAUUAGGCUUAGCAUGGAACCAACGUCUGGAUGUGUUGCUAUUUGCCUUUCGACCCAAAUGCUCCGUUGAUGCAAUCACCAAGAGGACAAUUUUAUCUGUGGCAUCUUCACUUUUUGAUCCAUUGGGAUUGGUAGCGCCAAUCAUUGUGACAGCAAAGAUCAUUCUACAGGAACUGUGGAUAGUCAAAUUACAAUGGGAUGAGUCUGUGCCGCAAAACCUUUAUUUAGCUUGGAAAUCGUUUGCUGCAUCACUUACUUCACUGGAGUCGCUGAAAAUACCUCGAUUCUGUAUGCAGCCGAACACCAAGGAGUUGCAGUUGCAUGGGUUCUGUGACGCUUCCAUACGUGCAUAUGGAUGCUGCAUUUACGCACGCACAGUUGCAGCGGACGGCGAGGUUCAAGUUCACCUGAUCACGUCAAAGUGCAGAGUAGCACCAACUCGUAAGUUAUCGCUACCAAAACUGGAACUCGCUGCUUCUCACCUACUGGCCCAACUCUACGUGAAAAUCAAGGGGAUUUUCACAUCGAAACAAACCUAUCUGUGGAGCGACUCGUCGAUAGUUCUUCAUUGGAUACAGCAACAUUCGUCGACACUAUCAACCUUUGUUGGAAACCGCGUUUCUGACAUACAAGAAGCUACGCCGGACUGUCAAUGGAGACAUGUCCCAACUAAAUUGAAUCCCGCCGAUCUGGUCUCGAGGGGGUGUACACCCAUCGAAUUAAACGAAUCAAUCUGGUUUAUGGGGCCGGCGUAUCUAAAGCAGAGCUCAAACACUUGGCCAAGAGACAAACAUCAUGAACCAGAUCCUGAGAUUGUAGCACUUGAGAUGCGCAAGUCAGCUUUCAAGGCUACGACGGAUAUCAAUUAUCUACUCGACACACUCAGAAACAUAAGUUCGCAUCGUCGUUGUUUGCGAAUUGUUGCUUGGAUGCUGCGCUUUAUACACGCGCUUCGGAAACCCGUUGAGCUGUCUACGCCCUCGCUAUCACCUCAAGAGCUACAGCGUGCAUUUAAUUGCAUUAUUUGGAAUCUGCAGCAGCAACACUUCGCAGAUGAAAUUCACGCUUUGAACAAAAAUAGGCAAAUAUCAAGUCAUAUAAAAUUUCUAAAUCCAUUUUUACAGAUUACAGACGGAUAUCAACUAUUGAAGGUUGGCGGCCGUCUCGAAUUGGCAAAUGCACCGGAGGUUCAGAAACAUCCAAUCAUACUUCCCAGCAAAGAUGAUUUUGUUCGUCACUACGUGCAGUUUCUUCAUGUGCAACACUAUCAUGCUGGCUCAAAGGCACUUGUCGCACUAAUUCGUCUGCAAUUCUGGAUCGUAAAUGCUCGAGACCUGGCUCGCUCUAUUGUCAGAAGGUGCGUGCACUGUGUGCGCUACAAGCCAAAGUUGCAACAGCAACUCAUGGGAAAUCUGCCUGUAGAGCGAUUGACGCCAUCGAGACCUUUCGCUCACUGUGGAGUUGACUUUUGUGGACCAGUCAACGUCUAUCUCCGCAUUCAGGGCAAGGCUCCUCGCAAGGCCUACAUUGCCAUAUUUGUAUGCUUCGCCACCAAGGCUGUGCAUAUCGAAGUGGUAUCUGACCUUUCAACGGAUGCUUUCUUAGCCGCGUUGAGGCGCAUGAUUGCACGACGAGGAUUGCCUGUGGAUAUAUUUUGCGACAAUGCCACGAAUUUCACUGGAGCAAGCAAUCAAUUAAAGGAACUGCGAACCUACUUCUUCAAGCAAGAAAAUCAACAGUCAAUUAUUAGUUUUUGCACAAAUGAAUUCAUAAACUUUCGUUUCAUCCCACCCAGAGCACCACACUUUGGUGGCCUCUGGGAAGCCGCAGUUAAAAGCGCCAAGGGGCUUAUGACGCGCAGCCUUAUGAACGCCCGCUGCACGUUUGAGGAAUUGGCCACAAUCACAGCAGAAGUAGAAGCCAUCCUCAACUCACGCCCACUCACACCACUAUCAUCAGAUCCAAGCGACUUGGGUGCUCUGACACCUGGUCACUUUCUAGUUGGAGACUCCCUGCGAGCAUUGCCUACACACAAUAUAGAAGAUGAACAGUUGAAAUCUUUGGAUCGCUGGCGUUUGAUAACUGGUAUCAAACAAUAUUUUUGGCGACGCUGGUUGACAGACUACUUCAACGAGCUGAACGUGCGCCACAAGUGGACCAAACCAUCACCCAGUAUCUCUAUCGGGGACAUGGUUCUCAUACAUGAAGACAACGUACCUUCUCAGAAGUGGAUAAUGGGUCGCAUUACAGCUACAAUUCCUGGACGAGAUCAACGAGUACGAGUGGUAGAUGUCCGCACUACCAAAGGCAUAAUCCGGAGACCAGUUCACAAAAUAGCGAUUCUUCCUGUCUCUUGA
Molecule: messenger RNA, 3891 nt
Organism: Drosophila mojavensis
Lineage: Eukaryota; Metazoa; Arthropoda; Insecta; Diptera; Drosophilidae
Exons: 1
Coding region: 1-3891 (1296 amino acids)
Biological process (GO): DNA integration
Molecular function (GO): nucleic acid binding
Source: RefSeq, a predicted model, not a curated record